AUGCAUGCAUCUAUCUAUCUAUCUAUCUAUCUAUCUAUCUAUCUAUCUAUCUAUCUCUCUAUUCAUUUGCUAAGCUAUCUCGCUGACUAUCUAUCUAUCUAUCUAUCUAUCUAUCUAUCUCCUUGUGUCACUAUUACAAGUACUUUCGGGUUUCUUUUGCGAAAAAAUGCUUUUCUCUCUCAUUCUCUCUCUCUCUGUCUUUCUCUCUCUCACUCUCUCUCUCCAUCCUCUUCAUUCACUUGUAAGUUACAUUUUCUUUUUAGUUUUCAUUAUUUCAUAUUCUUUUUAGAUGUCAUUUUUUUUACGUUCAUUCUUUCUUCCCCCCUCCCUGCGCACACACUUCUUUCUUCUUUUUUUUUUCUUUUUUCGAUGCCAAUUUUUUUUUUUUUUUAUUCCUUCGAGGCAAUUGCUAGAUAUCCUCCACACAAGCAAUGGCAUGAUUUUCCGGCAACGAAAGCCGAAGUCUCGAUCGUUAACUCACUACCUCCGUGUGUGCGUAGCCGGGUGGGUCGAUUCUUUUCUUUCUUUUCUCAAAUGUCUUUUAAAUAUCUUGCAUGUUUUUCUUUUCUGAAAUUCUUUUCUGUCUGUCCUGAAUUUUCUUUCCUUCCCGAAAUGCCUUUCUUUCUUUCUUUCUUUCUUUCUUUCUCAUGCAAUUUUUUUUUUCUUCCGUUUUUCACUUCCUUCUUCAUUCUACAGGUCAAUACUUCACACUUCAUUUCUUUUGUUCCUUUUUCCUGA
Molecule: messenger RNA, 738 nt
Organism: Acanthosepion pharaonis
Lineage: Eukaryota; Metazoa; Mollusca; Cephalopoda; Sepiida; Sepiidae
Source: the annotation of a GenBank genome assembly